Arvicola amphibius (Eurasian water vole) is the source of this 1416-nucleotide messenger RNA. RefSeq names its product 5-hydroxytryptamine receptor 2A (gene Htr2a). The record is from RefSeq and is a predicted model, not a curated record. The transcript has 3 exons. Gene Ontology annotation, biological process: G protein-coupled receptor signaling pathway, coupled to cyclic nucleotide second messenger; chemical synaptic transmission. Lineage: Eukaryota; Metazoa; Chordata; Mammalia; Rodentia; Cricetidae. The coding region runs from base 1 to 1416 and encodes 471 amino acids. Gene Ontology annotation, molecular function: G protein-coupled serotonin receptor activity; neurotransmitter receptor activity. Gene Ontology annotation, cellular component: dendrite; plasma membrane.
AUGGAAAUUCUCUGUGAAGACAAUACUUCUCUGAGCUCGAUUCCAAACUCCUUAAUGCAAUUAGACGGUGACUCCAGGCUCUACCAUAACGACUUCAACUCCAGAGACGCUAACGGUUCUGAUGCAUUGAACUGGACAAUUGAUGCUGAAAACCGAACCAACCUGUCCUGCGAAGGGUACCUCCCACCGACAUGCCUCUCCAUCCUUCAUCUCCAGGGGAAAAACUGGUCUGCUCUAUUGACAACUGUAGUGAUUAUUCUGACCAUUGCUGGAAACAUACUGGUCAUCAUGGCUGUGUCCCUAGAGAAAAAGCUACAGAAUGCCACCAACUAUUUCCUGAUGUCACUUGCCAUAGCUGAUAUGCUGCUGGGCUUCCUUGUCAUGCCUGUGUCCAUGUUAACCAUCUUGUAUGGGUACCGGUGGCCUUUGCCCAGCAAGCUCUGUGCAGUCUGGAUUUACCUGGACGUCCUCUUCUCCACCGCCUCUAUCAUGCACCUCUGCGCCAUCUCUCUGGACCGCUACGUGGCGAUCCAGAACCCCAUCCACCACAGCCGCUUCAACUCCAGAACCAAGGCCUUCCUGAAGAUCAUCGCUGUGUGGACCAUAUCCGUAGGUAUAUCCAUGCCGAUCCCAGUCUUUGGAUUGCAGGACGAUUCGAAGGUCUUUAAGGAGGGGAGCUGCCUGCUCGCUGAUGACAACUUUGUCCUCAUAGGUUCUUUCGUGGCAUUUUUCAUCCCCUUAACCAUCAUGGUGAUUACCUACUUCCUCACUAUCAAGUCACUUCAGAAAGAAGCCACCUUGUGUGUGAGCGACCUCAGCACCCGGGCCAAAUUAGCGUCCUUCAGCUUCCUCCCUCAGAGUUCUAUGUCCUCCGAAAAGCUCUUCCAGCGGUCCAUCCACAGGGAGCAGGGCUCCUACGCAGGCAGGAGGACGAUGCAGUCCAUCAGCAAUGAGCAAAAAGCGUGCAAGGUACUGGGCAUCGUGUUCUUUCUGUUUGUCGUCAUGUGGUGCCCCUUCUUCAUCACCAACAUCAUGGCCGUCAUCUGCAAGGAGUCCUGCAAUGAGAAUGUCAUCGGAGCCCUGCUCAACGUGUUCGUCUGGAUUGGUUACCUCUCCUCCGCUGUCAAUCCACUGGUCUAUACACUGUUCAAUAAGACUUACAGGUCUGCUUUCUCGCGGUACAUUCAGUGUCAGUACAAGGAGAACAGAAAGCCCCUGCAGCUAAUUUUAGUGAACACUAUACCCACAUUGGCAUACAAGUCUAGUCAACUCCAGGGAGGACAGAAAAAGGACUCAGAGGAAGACGCUGAACCAACAGGUAACGACUGCUCUCUGGUUACUCUAGGAAAACAACCCUCAGAAGAGACCUGUACAGACAAUAUCAACACCGUGAACGAAAAGAUUAGCAGUGUGUGA